CUGGAGCCAUGGUUGGCUUCCCCGGGUCGGUCUGCAGUCUGAAUCGCUGGUUCCUUUUGCUGCUGCUGCUACUGAAUAUGCCCUUGCAGGUAAUUCUUGCUAUGCUAGAAUCACACUCCAGACAGAGCCAGAACCCCUCCGGCUGUACCCCUGAUGAAUACAGGUCUAAAGACUUCUGCUGCAAGCGGUGUCCUGCAGGUAUGUUUGUCCAGGAGCACUGCACGAUCCCCCAUACCAAAGGAAAAUGUGAGAGCUGUGAGCCAGGAAUGUUCACAAAGCAUAAUAAUGGCCUGGAGUCUUGUAUCCAUUGUUCCACCUGUGAUAAACCAGGCCAGGAAAUGGUGGCUGACUGCUCUGCCACCAGUGACCGGAAAUGCCAGUGCCAAACACAUUACUACUAUGACCCAAAAUGUCCAGAAUUGUGCCAACCAUGUACCAAGUGUCCCCAAGGAAUCCCUGUCCUCCAGGAGUGCAACUCCACAGCUAACACAGUGUGCAGUCGGUCUGCUUCGAAUAUAACAGGUCCCAGAAACCGGUUAUCACCUCUGAGCAUGCUAAUUAUUGCCUUUGUUGUCUAUUAUAUCAUAAGAAGAUAACGGUCCUACAGAUGUUGUCUUAGCUAUCAUUAUAUUGCUGUGAAGAGACACCAUUGAGGCAAAUCUUUUUCUUUUUGUGGGGUGGAGGGAGGCAGGUUUUCGA
Molecule: messenger RNA, 699 nt
Organism: Arvicanthis niloticus (Nile rat)
Lineage: Eukaryota; Metazoa; Chordata; Mammalia; Rodentia; Muridae
Product: tumor necrosis factor receptor superfamily member 23-like
Biological process (GO): positive regulation of apoptotic process; TRAIL-activated apoptotic signaling pathway
Cellular component (GO): plasma membrane; cell surface
Molecular function (GO): protein binding
Source: RefSeq, a predicted model, not a curated record